Molecule: messenger RNA, 759 nt
Organism: Penicillium robsamsonii
Lineage: Eukaryota; Fungi; Ascomycota; Eurotiomycetes; Eurotiales; Aspergillaceae
Product: putative cell wall protein
Exons: 1
Coding region: 1-759 (252 amino acids)
Source: RefSeq, a predicted model, not a curated record
AUGGUCUCCACUUCUAUCAACUUCUCCGGCCUGAUGUGCCUUGUCCUUGCUCUCGGCCCUGCCAACGUGCUCUCCGCUCCCCAGCUGCCUGGUCUCUCAACCCCGGAUAUCAGCAACCACGGCCCCGAGACCGCCAGCCAGGGCCCAGGUAACAGCGAGACCUCCGCCGGCAGCGGCAUCAGCGCCGGCAUCCCUGGUGGUCCUUACGCGAAUAUGGGCGCCGGAUUCCACGACAUCCACCGCGGCCCCUGCGGCCCUAACUCAGGCGAUGACUGGAGCGCCGGUGCCGGUAUGUCUGCUGGUAUCCCCGGCGGCCCGAGUGCCAACCUCGGACAAGGCGUGCACCACCACGAAGGUGGCUACCCUUGCCCUGAGCCUCCUGCCCCUGUUGUCGUGCCCGCCACCACUGUCAACCCCCCUCCCGUUGUUGUUGUGCCCACUACAACCGUCAGCCCUCCCAACGAGGUUAUUCCUCCUACCACCGAGACUGUUGUUCCUACUACCGAGGCCGCCGUCACUGCCAUCCUCCCUCCUACCUUCACCACCCCAAUCUCUGUCCCCCUCACCACCGCCCCAGCCGCAUGGGCACCUGCCGUCCCUAGCGUGCACUCUACCCCUCUGAUCCCCCACGCCGCACCCACUGCAUCGGCCUCGCCUUCCGCUGUGCCUUCCGUGCCUGUCUUCAACGCCGGUUCAUCUCUGGUUCCCGGAUCUGUCCUCGCUGUGGCUCUUCCCGUUAUCCUGGCUUUCUUCCAGUAA